Coregonus sp. 'balchen' is the source of this 895-nucleotide messenger RNA. NCBI's taxonomy places the organism in Eukaryota, Metazoa, Chordata, Actinopteri, Salmoniformes, Salmonidae. The record is from the annotation of a GenBank genome assembly.
AUGGAUGUUAUCAGCGUUGAGGAAUGGAGUAAACACGCGAAGGAGAUGAGCAAGGUGCAGCACUCCAGAGUGGAGAGGGGGGAGCAGAGCGAGUACCCAUCAAGUCUGGCACUCAUGGACAGCAGUGACCCACGCGUCCUGGCUGGCUCCCGUGCAGCCUGCGGGCACCUGCGCGGCACACGCCGAAUACCUGCUGCACUCGCCCAGCUCAAGCAUGUCCCCCGCAUCCGGCCACAGCCCAAACUUUAGAAAGAGUUCCAAGAGUCCGCUCAAAGUGCGGGAGUUGUGUCGGCUCAAGGGUUCGGUGAGCACUGAGGAAGGCAGACAUAGAGCCCCAUCCAAACCUGGCAACGGAGUCCAGAAGCAGAGGCGCCAGGCUGCCAAUGCGCGGGAGAGAAGACGGAUGCAUGGACUGAACCAUGCGUUUGACGAGCUGCGCAGUGUCAUCCCUGCUUUCGACGAUGACAAGAAGCUCUCCAAAUACGAUACCCUGCAGAUGGCCCAGAUCUACAUAAACGCGCUGGCGGACCUACUGCAGGGUCCCGGUGUUGACUCGCCAAAGUGUGACCUGUUGUCAGCCAAGGAGAGUCCCCGGGGAUCCUCCGCAUCCACCUGCCGAAGGGGCGCAGGCACGGGGCUACCGGUCCAGCUUAACGGGAUCCCAUUCCCCUUCGAAGACGGCUCGUUCUCUGCUUUGAUGGAGCAGGAGAUACGCUCUCCCUCAGGGACACCCACUUCCGGGUCGGAGAGCAGAAAAGACUCCCCCCGGUCGAACCGCAGCGACGGAGAGUUCUCCCCUCACUCUCAUUUCAGCGACUCGGAUGAGAUGCAGAUGGAGAUCCAGAGUGAAGACGAACUAUCUGAACUCAAACUUCCCAGCCAUCACUCAUUUUGA